This is a messenger RNA of Hermetia illucens (black soldier fly), 1758 nucleotides long. RefSeq lists its product as uncharacterized. The coding region runs from base 1 to 1758 and encodes 585 amino acids. NCBI's taxonomy places the organism in Eukaryota, Metazoa, Arthropoda, Insecta, Diptera, Stratiomyidae. The transcript has a single exon. The record is from RefSeq and is a predicted model, not a curated record.
AUGUUCCCGGAGAAUGUUCAUAGUGUUAACGUUAUCGAGCAGUGUUUGCAACAUUCCCCAAUGUUUGUUCUGUUUUCGACAAAUGAAUGUGAAGGUAAAAGCUCGGCGUUACUCAACGUUGCUUCAAAUACUAUACUAAGGCCAAGGAUAAUCAUAUCGAAUUCCACUUUGGGGAGAAUAUUACCGUACGUGAAUAAGAAUUUAGUAUCCUUCGUGAUUGUUACGAAUGCGAGUGUUGAUACGGUUCUGGAAAUCGUGCGGAUAUCAUUGAAACGGUUGCAUGAGUCCCGGAUAAUAUUUCUACUGAAUUUCGACCCCUCGACUGAAUUUAUCCAAAAGUUGGUUAAUUGGUGUUGGACUUAUAGAAUGAUAAAUGCUGUGAUAUCAACCGAGGACGCUUCUAAUCGAACCACAAAUAAAGGAAUGUAUUCACUCAACCCAUUCCCUACGCUCACAAUAGAGAAACUGCCAGAAGGUUCAGUGUUCGAGGACCUUUUUCCGAAUAAACUAAGGGACUUAAAAAGCUACCCUAUUCGAACAGUACAAAAGUACGACCACCCGAGGUCAUUUACGUAUACCAAUUAUAAGGGGAAGAAAGUGAUCGGAGGAUACCUUUCCAAAACUUUACAUUCAUGGAUAUCAAUCCACAACGCCAGCAUGCAAGUUAUAGAUGACGGACCUCGAGAUAUCUUAAAUCGACCGUUAAUACUGAAUUUUCUACAAAAUAAUACGAUUGACGUGGCUCAACACUUUUUGGUAGCCGAUAGUGGCAAUCUGACUACAACGACAUCCAUCUUUUUGGGUAAAAUGUGCAUCAUUGUUCCCCAAAGUUCUCCAAUUUCUCCACAUAACUAUUUGCUUCUUCCAUUUGAUCGGAACGUUUGGUAUCUGAUAGUUAGCAUUGUCUUUUACGUUACAUUUAUUGAAGGAAUUUGUGGCCUUUUGGUUUAUGGUAGAUUUGACUUGGGAGACGCGUUCUGCAAUGUUUUAUUGUGCAUAAUGUAUCAAACCCUUGAGCGCAGAAGCUUCAGGUUUCGUCCUUUUGUUGCUAUUCGUGGUCAAUUACUUAUUCUUGGAUUCAUUCUUACGAAUCUUUUCCUGGGAUUAUUGUCAAGUUUUCUUACAGUUGUAGUUUAUGAGCGACAGAGUAAUACUUUCGAGGAUAUCGAUAAAUCAGGAGUUAAAUUAAUCCUAGAAGAGGCUGAGUUCGACUACUUUGUGACUGUUGGACUCAUACCAGCCAAGUGGAAGCAUCUAUUUGCCUUUCUGGACCACGAAGAACUUCUGUCCCACUUACGCAAUUUAAACGACAGUCAUGGCUAUAUUAUAGCAAUUGAUAAAUACGAAAUGGUACAUUUUAUCGAAAAGCCUUUAAGGAGGAAGAUAUUCUAUAAAAUUCCAAUUGAUUUCUAUGGGAUGUGGGCGGGUAUGUCAAUCAGGGACGAUGCUUUCUUCUUAGAUUCCUUUAACAAGCACAUAACAAGGACAUUUGAUGUGGGUCUGAAUGCCAAAUGGAUUAACGAUAUUGGCCGUGAAAGUAUUGAAGCUGACUUGGUGAAAGCUACUCCUACUCCUCAACUUUCAUAUGUCCUGAUAAAUGGAGAGCAUUUACAACUGGGUUUAUAUUGUCUAAUCGGUGGACUUGCUUUAAGUCUUCUUUGUUUCCUCCUAGAAUUCGGAUACAUUAGAGUAGCUAAGCGCACAGAGAGGCAUGGAAAGAAUUGUUGGCACCAACUAGGGAAGAUUUUUGCAAGAUAA